AUGAGAAAUUAUUGGUUGUUAUUAUUUACGGCACUUGCAGCCUUAGCGUAUGCAAAUGACCAACAACCACACGAUAUCAGUCGAAAUGUGGCGGUUAAGGAGGGAAACCACUUGAGAGUCGACCUGAAUGAGACCUCCUCCGAGGAGCUCAUGGAUAAAUGGUUGUCCCAAGCGUUCUCCGGACUAAUGGCUGCUGUCGCAUCGAAGAAGAUCUCCAAAGUGUCAGCAGAACAUCAGGAGUUGAUUCAAAAGUGCUCGAAGGAGGCGAAAGAUGUUCCAUCGCAUGCGAAGUGUAUUGUCAAGUUGAUGGACGAAGCGGAGAAGAAGAUUCAUGUGCCAAAGAACCGAAAACCAUAUCAGAAAGUUGUGAAGACAACGACAGAAGAGCCAAAAGAGAAUAUGGAGUGGAUUGGAUCCUUUGGUACCGCCCGUGCCAGAAGAUCUUCAGGAUUCAAUGUCGUUCAAAAAGACAACUACUCUCUCAGAUCCACAGACGACAUGGAUGGUAUGACCCGGUUGGCAAAGUCAAUGACCAAUACAGCGCGAGUUUUCAAGAAUAAAACGGAGAAGUCGGAACCAUGGAUAGAAGCUGUCGGACGGAUAAAGAAGUUGAGAGAGGAGGCGAAGAGGGAGAAGAAGAAUCGAGAUAUCAUGAAGAAGAGACUCAGACAAAUGAUUGAUAACACUCCAGCUGAGUUCAUUGAUCCAAGAAAACCAGUGGCGUUGAAGCAGGCGGAGAUGGAAGACGAAAAAACGGAAAUCUCAAAAAUGAUGCGAAAAAAGGAGGCGGAUGAGAUCCGUGUGCCACUCAAAUUCCUGAGAGAAGCCGUCAAGACAGCAAUGAUGCUCGGAGGCAAAAAUGUGUCGGAUUUCGAUCAGAAGACGCUAAAAAUGGUCUCCCCAAGAAUUAUGUCGAUUGUUCCAGAGCAGGAGGAUGACAGUUUGUUCAACCUCCUCUCCCCAUCCCUGUUCUCGCUCCAUGACGAAGGAGAAGGCGUCGAGAAGCUCACCUCUCUUCCGCAUUUGUUGAAAAAACUGGAUAAUCACGGACAGAAUGCCUGGAUGGAUUUCAUUGUAGAGGCGGCUGGUGUCAGUGAUCAUGUCACAAAAACCGAGAAAACGUUCAGAGAGAAAAAAGAAAAAGAGUUGAGGGGACCAGAUGGAGUGCCACUUUACUUCACCAAGGAAAAUGCAACAAAAAUCAUCGGAGAAGAAGAAAAAUCAAAAAUCGAGGUGUUCGAGUACCUUGACAAGUCGUACGACGAGAAUCAGAAGAAGAAAUUGAAUGAGGAUGGAUUCGCCUUCCUCACAGAGCAUCAAAUGGAGAAGUUAUACGGAAAAGGGUCCCCAUAUAACCAUACGAAGGCGUUGAAGAAAUUCAAGAGACUCAGAGAUGAUCCAGAGAGAUAUAUUGAGAAGGACAUCCGCGCCCUGGCCGAAGCCGAGAAGUUCCGUGUUGCCCGUCGUGCAGACAUCGUCGGCUCCCCAUUCAUCCUCACGCCACUCACCUUCGCCUCAGUGCCUCUCUCCAACAAAUUCAUCGUGCUCUCCCCACUAGUCCUCUCUCCAAUCACCCUCUCCCCGGCAGUUCUCGGACCAAUCAUCUUGUCCCCUUGGGUGUUCGUCCCACUCGUUCUGUCGCCUCGUGUCCUGUCCCCUCUUAUCUUGAAUCCAUUGGUAUUCUCUCCAAUCGUCCUGUCCCCUCUGGUACUCCAUCCACUUAUCUUGGUACCAGGAGUCUUCAAUCCGAUUAUUCUCUCACCACUUCUAUUGUCCCCACUGAUUCUCUCUCCUCAAGUGUUUACACCACUCAUCCUCUCGCCAUUCGCAUUGAAUCCUCUUAUUCUGACACCUAUGGUUGGUUCCCCAUUGGUACUCUCUCCAUUUGUCCUGUCACCUAUCAUUCUGUCACCACAGGCACUGUUUGCUGUGGUACUGUCACCAUAUGCACUGUCACCACUUAUAGAGUCGAAACUGAUUGCUGCUGAAGUCGUGUUGUCGCCUUCAUGGCUGUCAUAA
Messenger RNA from Caenorhabditis remanei, 2019 nucleotides. RefSeq lists its product as uncharacterized. The record is from RefSeq and is a predicted model, not a curated record. Lineage: Eukaryota; Metazoa; Nematoda; Chromadorea; Rhabditida; Rhabditidae. Bases 1 to 2019 code for a protein of 672 amino acids. The transcript is spliced from 8 exons.